UUCCCACACACAAGCACCCCUUGUCCACGCGCAGCUAGGGUUUUGCUCCGCCGCAACCACACCCCCACACUUCCCUAGCCCUACACCUCCUGGCGGCGGCGGCGGCGGCGAGCAGCAAGCAGUCGGCGGCAAGAUGAGGCCUGUUCUCAUGAAGGGGCACGAGCGCCCGCUCACGUUCCUCAAGUACAACCGGGACGGCGACCUGCUCUUCUCCUGCGCCAAGGACCACACCCCCACCGUGUGGUACGCCUCCAACGGCGACCGCCUCGGCACCUACCGCGGCCACAACGGCGCCGUGUGGUCCUGCGACGUCUCCCGCCACUCCACGCGCCUCAUCACGGGGAGCGCCGACCAGACCGCCAAGCUCUGGGACGUCCAGACGGGGAGGGAGCUCUUCACCUUCAGGUUCGACGCCCCCGCGCGCUCCGUCGACUUCGCCAUCGGCGACCACCUGGCGGUCAUCACCACCGACAGCUUCAUGGGGAAGACGCCCACCGCGCAGGUCAAGCGCAUCGCCGAGGACAUACAAGACCGUACGGAGACGGAGGAGUCGGCGCUCGUGAUCUCCGGCAUCACGGGGAGGAUUAACAGGGCCGUGUGGGGACCCGGCAACCGGACCAUCAUCACCGCUGGCGAGGAUGCCACCAUCCGCAUCUGGGACUCUGAGACCGGAAAGCUGCUGAAGGAGUCAGACAAGGAGGCUGGACAUCAGAAGGCAAUUAGCUCACUCUCAAAAUCCUUAGAUUGGUCUCAUUUCCUCACAGGUUCCUUGGAUAAAUCUGCUAAGCUAUGGGAUGCAAGAACACUGACCCUGAUAAAGACAUAUGUCACAGAGCGACCGGUUAAUGCUGUUGACAUGUCUCCUAUUCUUGAUAAUGUGGUUAUCGGAGGUGGACAAGAUGCGAUGAAUGUUACUAUGACAGAUCGCCGCGCGGGUAAAUUCGAGGCCAAAUUUUUCCACAAGAUUUUACAAGAAGAGAUUGGUGGUGUUAAAGGGCAUUUUGGACCAAUCAAUGCAUUGGCAUUUAAUCCUGAUGGGAAGAGCUUUUCGAGUGGUGGCGAGGAUGGAUAUGUGAGGCUACACCAUUUUGAUCCCGAGUAUUUCAACAUCAAGAUGUAAGCCUGUGAAUUUCUGAAGCUUAUGCCAAUCUUGGGUGGCCUCCUGCGGGACUAGUGCGUGUGAUGAAGUGGUCUAGAGCUUUUGCAAAUUGUUGCUUGCGAUCUUAUGGUGGGUUAGCAUCUAUGUAUGAGAUUAUUGGAUCUGCAAUUUGUGGACGUUGAGGAUGGAUAUGUAAUGGUAUGACAUUGGAAAAAUUAUCACAUAUCUUUAGCAGGAUCUUAGUUUGUCUUGUGCACUCAUUUUGCUAUCUGCUAACGGGCCAUGUUGAACUGCCAUUAAUUGUUGUGUGUGUGUGCGCGCGCGCCUCUUCUCUUGUGUUG
This is a messenger RNA of Triticum aestivum (bread wheat), 1440 nucleotides long. Its product is annotated as eukaryotic translation initiation factor 3 subunit I. Gene Ontology annotation, biological process: cytoplasmic translational initiation. The record is from RefSeq and is a predicted model, not a curated record. Gene Ontology annotation, molecular function: translation initiation factor activity; RNA binding; protein binding. The transcript is spliced from 8 exons. The coding region runs from base 134 to 1120 and encodes 328 amino acids. Lineage: Eukaryota; Viridiplantae; Streptophyta; Magnoliopsida; Poales; Poaceae. Gene Ontology annotation, cellular component: eukaryotic translation initiation factor 3 complex, eIF3m; cytoplasm.